UAGUCUCAGAUCGAUUGUUUCAAUUAUUCGCCAUGGCCUCUCUAGCAGAAGGUGCUGCUGGUCAUGGGUCGCUGCAUAUUGGUGAUACUGUCCUGUUUUUGAUAAAGAAUAAAGAUUACCGUGGCUAUGUAUAUUCCGAACUCUCAAGCUCUUCAUAUAAUUUCCUAACUGUUUAUAAUUUAAAUGAGAAGCAAGAGUUUGAUCCCUGUCUUCCAGAUGUUACUUAUGCUGCUUUUACAAUUUUGGCUCCUAACAAGUACAAGGCAAAGCAAGUGUUCAAAGAAAUGGAACGGAAAUCAGUCAGUGAAGAAAAGGAUUUAAUAAAUGCAUUGCUUGCUGUUCAAAUGGAAGAGGCAGAGAAUAAAUUAGAGCAGGAAAGGAAAUUUGGUAGUAGAGUGGUGUAUGGGGAUGUAAUUCAGUUACAGCAUAUAGCCUCCAAAAAAUUUGUUCAAAUUUCCUCUGAAGCAUCAAAAACAGAGAGUAACAAUCUUCUGGUCAAUCUAUCACCAGAUAGCUCUGAAGAAUCAAUAUUUAAAGUUUUACCAAAAUAUAAGAUUCGAUCUGAAGGUGAUGAAGUGAGAUUCAAUGACCAAAUUAAAAUUGAAAGCACUAAGAAUCAAGGCCAAUUCUUACAUUGUAGUGGAACUGGUCAUACUUUAGGAGAAGCAGGGUUUAAUGUGCUUGUUGACUGUUUUGAGUUGAACUUAUCACCUACAGAAACAGCUGUGACGCUUAUUCCCCAUUACUGCUCUUCUAUUAGCAUGCACAGCAACACAGCAAUGAGAGGUGGCAGUUGUGUAAGACUUUUUCACAAAGAAGAUGAAUGCUAUAUUGCUGCUGAAGGAUCUUUUGCAGAAACAAGCAGGCCUGUGAUAGAAGAUGUUCACUGUCGCUUGAGACGAGUUGACUCCAGAAAACAUGCUUUGCCUUCAACAUCAGCAAACACAUACUGGCAAAUUGAGAAACAGGAAAAUCCUAUUAGUGGUGAUGUUAUUGCGUGGGGUGAUAGAUGUAGGCUUAAGCAUUUACCCACAAGAUGCUACCUGUCAGUGGUGAAAACUGACGAUGAAAACUGGAAGGUUACAUUGAAGGAUAAGACACAUAAAGAUGAUCUAGACACCAUCUUUAGUUUCUCACCACUGCUUGAGGAAGGUGAGGAGAUGCAACUAGAAUCUUAUGCUCUCAUUAAACAUCAUCUUAGUGGGCAUUGGCUUCAUUCAGAAAAGAAAAGUCAUUAUGAAAGGACUAAUUAUGACCCUACUGCAGAAGGAUUGGCUGGUUUGCAAUGGGACUCUGCUGAAUUGUUUCAACUUACUACUAGCAAAGAUAGAGGUGACUAUGACUCAUUCACUUUACAAGAGGUUAGUGAAGACCUUUUGGACCGCUUUCAUUAUGUUGCUGGAGUUGUACCAGUUUUGAAUGGCUAUAUUGAUGUGUUACAUAGUGGGAAGGAAAUAAAGCAAAAACAAUCUGUCCUUGUGAAGAAUACUCUAAAGAAUUUUAAAAAGUGGAUUACUGCAGAUAAAGAAAGAGAAACCAAAAAUAAUCAGAAACUCUUGAGGAAUUUGAGGGUACUUGAACAAUUAGCUGAGAUUCUCAAUUUUGCAGAUGAUGAUAAUUACAAAGCAUCAAAUGCCCAUAUUACUAUAUGCCAAGAGUGCUAUAAUGUAAUAAGAAAGUUUCUUAGAGGAGACAGCAGAAAGAAUGAGAACUACCUUGCAAGAUUUAUUGAAUUUUUUCAAAAACAUAUGAGAAAAGGACUCAAUGCUGAAGAAGUUUUAGUUGAAAUUGUUCAAGACAAUAUAACAAUUGUAACAAAAAUGGCAGACACACAACUUGGUCAUAUGAUUACUGAAUUUGUGAAGACUGAGGAUCCAAGAUUUUUACAUUUUUUGGGAGCACUUUGUGUUUGUAGCAACAGACCAAUUCCUUCAACUCAAAGUCGAUUGUUACAUGAAUUGGUUGGUAGAUAUGGACAAGAAAAGUUUCUUAAAACAAAAUUAAACCCAUCUAAUAACAAUGUUUACUGCUUUCAUCCAAGUUUUCCUGGCAAAUUAACUCCUAUUGCUCAGCUUAAAGACUCUGUUAUUCCUCAAGGAAAGAAACGAACAAGAACUAUGUACCAUCAGAGAGAUAAGAAAAGCCAUUAUGGUUUGUUGGAAGCUCAGCUUUAUUUACUGUCCAAACUGUGUGAAGGAAAUAAUUCUGAAGCAAUAGAUACUCUGGUAUGUACGGAAGAGAAUCCUGACGGAUACAUCAGUUUUGAUGAAGCUCUUACAUGUGUCAAGGAUACUCGCAUAGACACUAUACUGAGAUGUCACUAUGUUGAAUUGAUGCUAGUCAUGUUUGUUGAUGUUGGCAAUAACAGACCAUUCCUGGAUCAUCUCUGUUAUUCAUUUCCAUACAAAAAUCUUGUUCCUGUUCCUUAUUCUGAAUCUGGUAGUAGUCAAGUACAAGCAUUGACUGGAGCUACAAAUAUUCACUUUCCAAGGAUCAAAUCCUGGCUACUUACUACAAUCUCUACUAACACUGUCUUAAGAAGUGAAUGUGAAGAAAAUUUGUUAUUAGUACUGGUAUUAGAUAUACUUAGUCAUUUGGUUCGUUUUGGCUAUUACGAUGACAUUGAAGAUGUUGAUGAAUUAAUGGGGCCACUUGUUAAUCUUUUAAAUGGGCAAACUGACAUGUCAGCAAUGAGAAAAUAUUCUGAAAUAACUUUAAGUAAUGAUGGUGAUUGCACUCGUAAAAAAGAUAUCUCUGAGAAUAAAGAAAUAUUUGCAGUCAAAGUCAAGGCUCUUGAAGUAAUGGAGUUAUUGUUUCGUUUCAAGUUUUACAUAAAGCUUCAAAAGUUUAUGUAUGAUUUUAAAGACAUUCAGAACAGGACUAAAUUUACAGACAACUUGGAUGACAUGACAUCAUUUAGUGAUGACCCACUUCAUAUUCUGUCCAGAUUAACAUCAUCAAAAGUUGAAAAUACAGAAAUUUUGUUUUCCCCCGAUAUUAUAAAUGCUGUUCAUGCUCGGCUGAAAUAUCUUUGUGAUGGCAGUCUCAAAGGUGGAGGAUUUGCUCCACAAGAAAUGGGACUAGAAUCGAUAUUACUAGAUUUAUCAGAGUAUGAGUGUGAUGAAAUAGUAACUGCUUCACUGGAUCUGCUGACUAAAAUGUACUACUUUGAAGAAGAACUGUUCAACAAGGCAAAGAAGAGUCAACUGCUGAUAUCUCCUGAAUCUUUAAGAGAUCAUGUCACAAUUAAAAUUGAUAUUCUUCCAACUCUAAGACAACUUUUAAGAGUUGAUCUUAACAGAGCAGAUCAGUGCAGGAUAAUUGAAUUAUUACGUCAACUCCAGCCACUCUGUAUGCUUCCUUCAAUGACACAACCAAACAAGCACAACCAACUCAUGCUUGAUAAUUUUGGAAUUGUAUCUGAUAUUAUGAGUUUUGUACUUGACAAAGGUACAUCAGAGCAAAAACAACUUGUUGCUGCAAGUCCAGUAAGUAGAGAAUCUAUUUCCGUGAGUGAGGAUGUGUUUAAUGAGUCAUUUCUAUUGCUACAAUAUCUUUCAAUUGAAAACAUCAGUGUGAAACGAAGAAUAUUUAAUAGGCUUAAUGACUUGCUUGUAAUGAAAAUUCCUAUUCCAACAUUAACUGGUCUGGCAGAUUUAAUUACUGAGAUAUUUACUGGAAGCACAGAGUUGACUCUUAAAGUGACAGAAUUUCAUGUAGAGAAACUUUUUGAGAUUAUAGUUGAUUGUUAUCAUCCUUUUGUUCAAGCUCAUUUUAUGGUUACACUGGAAGCAAUGGCACAUAUUGAUGAAAUUGAUCUGCCAAUAGGACGUAACCAGGCUGUCAUUAUAAAUAAUUUUUGUCGCUUUCGUGACACUUUUUGUCAAGAAUUAUUAGAAAGUGGCACAAGCUAUCGAAUGAAACUGUUAAAUUCGAAAUCUAAGUCUCCUGGGCCACAGUUACAGCUGUUGCUCAAUAUGACUGAUAUGCUUGCUGCUUGUGCAGAAGGAAAAAAUCAAUUCAUUGAAUCAGUCUGUCAAAAUAUAUUUGGAGUUGAAGAAUUAAUCAACAUCAUAAGUAGUCACAUUCCUCCCAGUUACAAAAGACCCUUUGUUCGUUAUCUUUUGAUGGUAUACUUGAAUACGAAAGGUAGUCAGAAAAGCUCCCAAGGAAUAGCAUUAACUCAUGAAAAAAUUAUGUGGCUAUACUUGGAGCACGUGGCUAGUUUUUUAGAAAAUCUAGCUCAAGUAUUGAGCCAUACAACAUCUAAUGACAUUGAUAAGUUAAAGAAAAAUCGUCAGCAUCGAGAAAGUUUGCACAAAAAAUCUGCUAUGUUAGAAAGGCGUGUUUCUCAGCAUAGUGUUCAACUAGGCGUGACUCUUGAUAUGCCUGAUGUCAUUGAUUCAAAUGGACUUCUUGUUCCAGGUUUAUUGGAAUAUUUAGUUAAUGGGGUUAUUCCUUUACUCCAUUCAUUUUACUUACAUUACUUUGACCCUAUCAACAGUCAUAGUGAUCAACAGAAGGAAUUUGAGUACACUGUAUCUGCACUCAUUGCUAAAAGUCUUACUGUUUUAAGUAAAGAUCUUGGUGAAGUAUUUUGCACUGCUAAUAAUUUGUACAUGUUUCAUGAAACCAUUAAUUCCUUAAUGAAGUAUGCUACAAUAAGAGAGAGGGCUGCCAUUAGUCGUGAUGAAGCUAGUCAUGCCCGGAGAGCAUUAGAGACUGCUACACCAAGCAGGAAAGGAUGCAGUUUAAAAAGACUCAAGUAUGAUGAACUUCAUCUACGUUCAAACGAUAAGGCUGUUUUAGACAGUUACAAAGAACAACAAAAGCUUAAUGUUUUAUUUCACUAUUACUCUCAAAAUUUCCAUCAUUCAUAUGUGGGUCCUAACACUGCUAGUCACCAAAUAGGAUCUCCUGUGGAAGAAAUAGAAUACAGUGAAGAAGGUGAAGAUCUACCACUGGGACCUAGUUUUCAGAAGCUUGUAAACUUAUACCAAAUUCACCCCUUAAAUGAUGAAAAUAAUCAUCCAGCUGAAAGAUUAUUAAGAGAAAUAGAAAUAUCUAUCAGUCGAACUGAACAGCUUGGUGAAAAGGAACAAGUUAAUCAAGACAAUUUAGAUUUAAGAUGUCUAUUGAUACUAAGGGCAUUGAUUCACAAUAAAAUUAAAAUGAUUGAUCCAGAACUUAAAGACAGAAAUCCUAAAGACUACAGAGACAAAUGUGACCAUUCAGUUGUUCCAGUUCAAACUUUUAUUCAGUCAUUCAAAAAUGCUAUUAGUAGAAUAAUUCCUUUGUUAUCACAUCCUAAUGAGAGAAUUUCAAGAGAAGCAUUGGCAUUAAUGAAAGCUCUCCUUUUUUCUGGUAAUGAGGAGGUACAGAAAGGAUUGUACCAGUAUGUUUGUAAUUCAAGAGAAGAAACACUCUUUUUUGAUCUGAAAUUGAGACUUGAGAGUGCCAGUUUUGCCUACAAGGAAAAAGCUGCUUUAGAAGAGUUAUUGCAAGCAAGAGAAGCUGCAGCAAUGAUUGAAGCCCCUCCAUCACCAACUGAGAACAAUAGCAACAGAAAUGUGGCUAAUGCUUUACGCCUUGGUUUUACUGUUGGACGAGAAGUAGUCAUAUCCAUGGAACAAAUUGAUAUGAUGGAUCAACAGCCACUUAUUCCAUUAAGGACACUAUCUAGAGAGGAUAGUGCAUCAACCUUGGACUCUGAUGAUGAAGAAAUAUUAGAUAAUGGCUCAACUCUGGUAUCAAAUAUGAUGAGCCAAAAUGCUAUUCAAACCAGUCUAGUAUUGGAUGUUAUUGGUCUCAUGUGUGAUGGUCAGAAUAGAAAGCUACAGCAUUACCUACGAGAGCAACCGGAAAACUUUAAAAAUAUCAACGUAGUGGCUGAAGUAGUAUCAUUUCUCCAUACAUUUACAAAUUAUGCCACAAUGAGUAGUUUGAAACAGAUCAGUCAAAUAUUUCAGUCAUUGAUUGAAAUGUGUGUAGGAAACAUUGAAAAUCAACAGAUUGUAUUUGAUAAACUUGUUAUGGACCCACUAAAUAAGAUACUUCAGUUAUCCUUCAGUGAACAAAACAACCAUUUAGAUGAAGAAAAGUCUGAUGAUGCAUACUUUUUGCUGGAUUUAGUUCAAGUAAAAGGAAAGGCUGUGGAGCUACUUGAUGUAAUGCUAGAAGAGAUCAGUCCACAGACUCAUCUCAAUGCAAAAGGUAUUGGAGCAUCACUGGAUGUUAAAUCAACUUUGAACACAAUGAAAUUAUUCUUUGAUUUACAAACUCAUCCUUUUGUAAGAAAGCACCAAAUGGAUGAUGAUUGUGAGAGAGGCCUGUUUAAAGCAUACCACACACUUGUAACUUUAAUGGACUACAAUGCUAUCAGUAUACAAGACAAAGAAGAACUUAGUGCAGAAGUAGAGAAAGUAUUAGGCAGAAAUCCCAGUAUUAUAUCUGAUUAUUCUCAUUCCAUUGAGAUUCAUUAUGAAGAGGAGGGAUUUAAGCCAAUGCUAGCUAAAGUACAUUUUCCAUGUAAAACUUUGUUCCGUGAGGAAAUGACUGAGCUGGUUCGUUGGAAUAUAAACAGAGACUCAAUGGAAGACAAACAAAGAGCUUUAGUUGAUCUAAUGCCAGCACUUAAAAGAGACAUUAAUCAUCAAACAAAAUUGAAGAGCAUCAAGGUAUUCAAGCCAUUCCUAUCAUUUUAUAAAAUCCGAAUUCGUCUGUUAAUGUUAUUGACUGUCAUUAUAAACCUAUUUAUGCUUGGAUUAUAUACUGUACCUGCCUCAGUAACAUCUGAUGAGUUGUUUUUGCCUCACGUGCCCGAAUGGUUCUUGAUUUUACUUUAUAUUCUUGGCACUGGGCACUUAAUAUUAGCAUUGUGGGUCGUUGUUGAGUAUUUUGUAAUAAACUGGCCACAUUUUAGGCUUCCUGCAUUGGUUUACAAAAUGAGAGCUAAAUUUGAAAAAAUUAUUCUGAAAGGCAGAAGACAAUAUUCUAUGCCAAAUUUGACAUAUAUUGAUGUUGGGAUAUUUAGCAUUUCUACACUUUUCAUGAUCCUGUUUUUGUGCUGCUCUAUUUGUGCUUUGCUUUUCAGAGGCUAUUUCUAUUGUUUCAGUCUAUUAUUCAUUGUGGUUAAUAAUGAUAUAUUGCAAAGAGUUUUAAGAGCUGUUACAAAAAAUGGAAUAUCAUUAAUAUGGGUUGCUGUAUUGGGAGUAAUUGUUCUGUACAUAUAUGCUGUCAUCUCUUUUGCUUUUCUUCAGGAUCAUUUUACACAAACUAAUGAAGAGACUCCACUUUUUUGUGCUAAUUUAGGACAGUGCAUGUUUACUGUACUUAGAUAUGGACUUACAGAGAACCUAGGAUUGAUAAUACCUAUUCAUAAAUCUGUUUCCUCCCCUGUUAUUGACGAUAACACUGAACCCCCAAUUAAAUUUUCUCCUGGAAUAUACACAGGAUUUUUGAUAUAUCAUAUAUCAUUCUUUGUUAUUGUUUCAACAAUUGGUCUUAAUAUUGUUUUUGGAAUAAUAGUCGAUACUUUCUCAGAACUGAGAGAAGAAAGAAAUUCUAUUGAAACUGAGCAAAAGAGCAAUUGCUUUAUUUGUGACCUUCCAAGUUUUGACUUUGAAAGACGAGCUGAGGGCUUCAAAGACCAUGUGGACAAUGACCACAACAUGUGGAAAUAUGUGUAUUAUUCCCUUUAUUUGGACAGUAUUGACACUGGAGAUCAUAAUGCCAUUCAAAAAUAUGUUCAUAAAUUGAUUGCUGAUGGUGAUACUGCCUUCUUUCCUCAGCAAGAAGCACGCUGCUUGUCUGGUGAAGAUGAUGUAACAGGAGAGAAAAUUGACAUACUUGAAGCAAAAGUUGAAAGCAUUUUACAACACUUCAGGGAAAAGCAAUACAAAAAGUCUCUUAGCAUGAAAAGGCAAGAACAAAAGAAAUGGGAAGAGGAGUUCCUUAAAAACUCAAUAAGCCACCAAUAAUGCUAUGUAUGGCAGUACAAAAAGAACUAAUUAAUAUUAAAUCUAUAAAUAUUUUUUGUCUCAUUGUUUUUGAAGUUCUAUUGCUAUUUUGUAGCUUUGUAAAGAUACUGUAUAUACCUCUGAA
This is a messenger RNA of Amphimedon queenslandica, 8103 nucleotides long. RefSeq names its product inositol 1,4,5-trisphosphate receptor type 3-like. Gene Ontology annotation, biological process: calcium ion transmembrane transport. The record is from RefSeq and is a predicted model, not a curated record. The coding region runs from base 33 to 7979 and encodes 2648 amino acids. Lineage: Eukaryota; Metazoa; Porifera; Demospongiae; Haplosclerida; Niphatidae. Gene Ontology annotation, cellular component: membrane. The transcript has 69 exons. Gene Ontology annotation, molecular function: calcium channel activity.